Messenger RNA from Poeciliopsis prolifica (blackstripe livebearer), 2261 nucleotides. Its product is annotated as sialoadhesin-like. The record is from RefSeq and is a predicted model, not a curated record. NCBI's taxonomy places the organism in Eukaryota, Metazoa, Chordata, Actinopteri, Cyprinodontiformes, Poeciliidae. The transcript has 10 exons. Bases 389 to 1954 code for a protein of 521 amino acids.
UCUUUUUUUUUUUUUUGCUUCUGUUUUUACCCCAUUAGUUUCAAUCCACAGCAGUAAAAAAGAAGGCUUGAGUGGAUUUAAAAACUUCAUAAGUAUCAAGACAACUUCACACAGAGAUCACUUUUAUAACCCUUUUUCAUAAUAAUGCUGAUCACUGAAGCACAAUUUGUGACAAAAACAAUAAAAUUAAUCAUGACGAUAAUGAAUACACAGCACUGGAAAAGGGGCAGUGUUAAAUAUACGUUUGCACGUUUUCCGGUUAGCUAGAAAUAAGAAGAGGAAGGAAAACUAACCAAGCCCUCAAUGUAACUUCCACCCUCAGAGGUGAUGCUCUGCAGCGUUGCAUUGCAGGACAACAGCUUCUCCUGAGUUAAAGAGAGAAGCAGCGAUGAGUUUUUCUGCAGCAGCAACUGGGUUUGUUGCCCUGUUCCUCUCUAUGACAGUGGGACAAGUUGAACCUGACUGGUCAGUUAAAUAUGAUCCAUCUCAGAUCUGUGCCUUGACAGGAUCAACAGUGAAGAUAAAAUGUUCCUAUACAUAUCCGUACAAAAUACAUGGAAUAACAACAAAAGUUAAAACAAGGCUCUGGUUCACUAAAGGAAAUAAUCAAGUCCCUGUGGAUCUGAAGAAGGAUUCUGACUAUAAUGGUCGAAUAAUUUAUAACUUUACAGACAACAGCUGCAAUCUGACAAUCAAAGAUCUGAAUCUGAGAGACUCAGCUGAGUACAAGUUCAGGUUCGUAACGAACCAACCAGACGGAGCAUUUACUGGUUUACCUGGAGUCAUCUUGACUGUAACAGACCUCAGAGUUCAGGUCAGAAGAUCAGAAAUGCAGACGGAGCUGAAGUGUGAAAGCAGCUGUGAUCCAAUCAAACCUCCUUCAUAUGUUUGGUUCAACAAGGAGAAGAAAAUGGAGGAACAGACUUCUUCUAUACUGGUCUCAGUCAGAGAUGGAGACAGAUUUUCUUGUUCUGUUAAAGGACAUGAAGAUCUCCGCUCUCGCCCUGUGUAUGCUCCAACGUUUACCUCUGCUAACCUGAUGACCUCUGGUCAGAUAACUGAGGGGCGUUCAGUGACUCUGAGCUGCAGCAGUGAUGCUAACCCAGAAGCUAACUACACCUGGAGGAAGAAGAACAACCAAUCAAUCGUCAGUGAAGACCAACAGUUUGUCUUCUGGUCCAUCCUGUCCUCAGACUCUGGACUGUAUUACUGCACAGCUCAGAACCAACUGGGAGAGGAAACAUCUGGACCCGUCUCUGUCCAGGUCACAUAUGGUCCCAGGCCUCCCUCAGUGUCAGUGACUCCCUCUGGUGAAAUCAUGGAGGGCAGCCUGGUGACUCUGAGCUGCAGCAGUGAUGCUAACCCAGAAGCUAACUACACCUGGUACAAGGAGGGAGAGGAGGCACCAAAAGCUUCAGGACAAAACUUCACCAUCACUAACAUUAUGUUCAAGCAGAGAGGAAAUUAUUACUGUGAAGCUCAGAACAGCAGAGGGCGCUGUAACUCCACUGUGACUGUGAACGUUGUGUUAGCACCAAGGAACCAAGUCGCUGCUGCUGCUGCAGUUCCUGCUGUUUUCCUGAUUCUCAUCUGCCUCUUUUUGUGGAUCCUCAGAAAAACCAAAGUGUGGAAGCAGCAGUCCAGACCUGCAGCAGGACAAGUUCCCAGUGAACAGGUGAUCCCAGCAGAGGACGAUGUUGCCUACUCUGUUGUCCACUUCGCAACAAAACAGGAAGAGCUUGUUUACUCCAACAUCAACCCAACUCAGUCCAAGAGACACAAGAAGAGGAAGGAAGAAGAGAUGGUGGAGUACGCCUCUGUUAACUGUGGUAGAACCAGAACUGCUGCAAGAACUGAGUCUGCACAGCAGGACAGUGUGGAGGAUCCAGCUGCCUUGUACAGUUCAGUCAACAAACCAGGAAGGAACAUCAGAGAAACUCCUAGUGGUUUAUAAAUGACUUUUACUUUUAUUCUCCACUAGUUUAUCCAGAGAAAUCCUGUUAUAAAGUACUUUUUGGUUUCUCCCGCUUUUCUUUUCUUUUGUUUCUAUUUCCUGUAAUUCAUGUAAAGACUUUGAAUUGCCUUGUUGAGGAAAAAGGAAACAGUUUUGAUGUCAUUUGUAUUAUUAUUAUACUCCAGUUUAUUCCAGCACAAAGAAAUAAUAUAAUUUAUUGGAUUAUGUCAGAAUGUGCAACUUAAAUUUUAUUUGAAUAAAGUUCAACCUUAAUCCAGCUUUCAGAUGAUUUGUGUGUUGCAGGUUG